GAGGAAGUGGGACAUGCAACGCGACCCUACAGAGCCAAGGAUCCUCCAGGACGACCCUGUCAUGUCUUCAGGAGUCCCCAGUGAUGAGUCUGCACCCCCGGCCAUUUCUACAUCCUCGCUGCCCCUGGCUGCGCUCAACGUGCGAGUGCGGCGCCGCCUGUCGCUUUUCUUGAAUGCGCGGACACAGGUGGCCGCCGACUGGACCGUUCUGGCUGAGGAGAUGGGUUUCGAGUAUUUGGAGAUCCGGCAGUUUGAGGCGCGCCCAGACCCAACCGGCAGCCUGCUGGACGCCUGGCAGGGCCGCCCUGGCGCUUCCGUAGGGCGGUUGUUGGAGCUGCUCUCCACGCUGGGCCGUGAAGACGUGCUGGUGGAGCUUCGGCCCAGCAUCGAGGAGGAUUGCAAGAAGUACAUUUUGAAGCAGCAAGAGCAGGAAUCUGAGAAGCCCUUACAGGUGGCCAGAGUAGACAGCAGUGUACCACGGACAGAGGAGCUGUCAGGCAUCACCACACUUGAUGACCCCAUGGGGAAAGUACCUGAGCGUUUUGAUGCCUUCAUCUGUUACUGCCCCAGCGAUAUCCAGUUUGUGCAGGAGAUGAUCCGGCAACUAGAACAGACAGAAUAUCGGCUGAAGUUGUGUGUGUCUGAUCGUGAUGUUCUGCCAGGCACCUGUGUCUGGUCCAUCGCUAGUGAACUCAUCGAAAAGAGGUGUCGCCGGAUGGUGGUGGUUGUGUCAGAUGAUUACUUGCAGAGCAAGGAAUGUGACUUCCAGACCAAGUUUGCACUCAGCCUCUCCCCAGGUGCCCAUCAGAAGCGCCUUAUCCCCAUCAAGUACAAGGCAAUGAAGAAGGAGUUCCCCAGCAUCCUGCGGUUCAUCACUGUCUGUGACUACACCAACCCCUGCACCCAGUCCUGGUUCUGGACACGCCUUGCCAGGGCCUUGUCCCUGCCCUGAAGAUGACUCUAAGAUCCCUGGGGUGCCUCCAUCUGUCUCCCUGUCCAUGUGCUUCUGCUGGUGCCUCUUCCUGGGAUUGUGGGAGGAAUCUGUGCUCCACUUGACUCUCUGUUCCUAGAGGUGCCAACUCCACAGAUACAUCUGCACUAAUCAGACAUCAUGUGGACACCACCUCUCUGUCCUGAUGGAACCACCACUAGGAUUGGUACCUUCACUUGCUGAGUUAUCCGCCAGGACAGUGUAAACCAAGGUCAGCUGGAUGAGAAGUGAAAAGCAGCACCAGCUGCUCAGGAGUAAGUAAGAAGAGUAGCAGCCAAGUCACCUCUGAGCCAUUCACACAUCUUCCACCUCACUUUCUCUACCUGAGCAGUACAAUGUGGAGUUUUGGUGGGAGCUGUGUUCAAACCACUGCAGGAAAAGGUUGAGUAUUGCUCUGGCUCUCUUGGAGGAGAUGAUCUUGGCUGAGAAAGAGCUGACUGCUGCUAGACCACAUGCUGGCCACCAGUGGGACCAUGCGCCUGCUGGGGCAGCUGCUUCCACUGUGAUGUCUAUUCACCACCUCACAACCCCCUUCCUCCUCUCUGUAGGGCAGUUGAGGAAGCUGGCUACUCCUUCUAACAGAUCCCGCCUUGAGCCUGCUUCUAAUGGGUCUUCUCUCAGCUACAUCUUUGACUCCCCCAAGCUUCUGCUCCAAAAGACCAUCCUGAACAGCUGGUGCUGCUUUUCACUUCUACUCAUCCAGACACCUGUCAGGUCUCCUCAGUUCUUCUUGACCUGGGUUGGCAUCCUGGCCUCUGACAUAUCAUCAGAUAGGCCUCUGGGGUUGAGUCACCAGGGUCAUGUCAACAGAGAACCUUCCUUCCUGGGUCACCCACAGAGAGUUUUCCCACUAUCUUUCUAUAUUUCUAUUGCUUUGUUUGCCAACAAACAGAAGCCACAUAAGAACAUCCUUCCCCAAAAUUUGUGGGCACACAGCCACUCCUAAUCUUCCCCACAUGAGCACAUACAAGUUGACUCAUACACUCUCACCCACAGAGGUACCUACAUGUACAUGUUUCUUUGGUGCAGCUCCCAGGGACAGCUGCAUGGGAAAGUUCCACCUUCAAGGGGGUCUGACCAUCUCCCCGGACAAGAAUGGGUGCUCUUGAUUCCUUUUUUCUCUUUAAAACCAAAGUCUGGAAAGGGUCCAAGGUGCCAGCGUUUCAAUGAAGGGCAGACAGAGUAGGAGAGCUCCUUGGACUGGCAUAGCAGGCACGGACAUUUUCUUCCUCCCAAGGUGGUUUGUACCUUCCCCUCAAAUUCUCUAUGAGGGAGAAAAUGUCAUGGUCCCAGUUCUCUGUGCUCAAGGACAGACCCCAAGGCCCUAAAAUAAUAGAAAAUCACUUCUCUGCUCCACCUUGGCCAGGCUGGGGCAAGGUGCCUUCCCACAGGAUUCCAAGAAUCCUGUCCUCCCAUUGAUAUUGGGAAUUUUACAGCAAUUUCAAGAAAGCAUUAUCCACCCCUUUUUCAUAUAAUUUGUGAGAAUUUCAAAGAGAUCUGGGAAAUGCCUGUGUUUGUCAUUUAUCUUUCUCUAUUUUGGGUUUAUAAUAAAAAUAUUCUAUUUUGGGAA
Messenger RNA from Marmota flaviventris (yellow-bellied marmot), 2561 nucleotides. It is a transcript of the gene Myd88, whose product is annotated as MYD88 innate immune signal transduction adaptor. Gene Ontology annotation, molecular function: TIR domain binding; Toll-like receptor binding. Gene Ontology annotation, cellular component: plasma membrane. Gene Ontology annotation, biological process: MyD88-dependent toll-like receptor signaling pathway; defense response to Gram-positive bacterium; innate immune response. NCBI's taxonomy places the organism in Eukaryota, Metazoa, Chordata, Mammalia, Rodentia, Sciuridae. The record is from RefSeq and is a predicted model, not a curated record.